AUGGAUACUGGAAACAAUAAUGACAUCCCCACUCUUCUUAAGUCCAACUUUCCUCCUUAUGGUCGAGAUUUUCCUGAUGGUGUUCCUACCGGUAGAUUUUCAGAUGGGAAAGUUCCAUCAGAUAUCAUUGUGGUCUCUAGCAGUAAUGAUCUUGCCGAGACUUAUUUGGUUCGAUCAAUCGAAUUUGAUCGUAACUCAUAUGCCGAAUAUCUAGCUGAGUUGGCUUCAAAAUUCAUCAAAGAAUUAUCUGGACUCGGGGCUAAGAAAAUUGGAGUGUUUAGCGGAGUACCAGUUGGAUGCUUACCUUUUCAAAGAACACUUUUUGGUGGUCUAAGAAGAGAAUGUUUUGAAGAUUUGAACAACAUGGCACUUCAUUUCAACUCAAAGCUAUCAUCUAAUUUGGAUGCUCUGAAAAAGGAAUUGCCCGGCAAACUAAUAUUCAUCGACGUUUACGAAACUCUUUUGGACAUCAUAAAAACCCCUGAGAAUUACGGAUUUGAAGUAGCAGAUAAAGGAUGUUGUGGUACAGGAGUAAUUGAGUUGGCUGUAUUGUGCAACCAACUUACUCCUUUUACAUGCUCGGAUCCAUCGACUCAUGUCUUCUUUGACUCCUAUCAUCCGAGUGAAAAAGCAUAUCAUAUUCUCACUGAUAAAGCGAUGGAUAAAUACCUUAAGUACCUGAGUAAUUGA
Messenger RNA from Microthlaspi erraticum, 690 nucleotides. Lineage: Eukaryota; Viridiplantae; Streptophyta; Magnoliopsida; Brassicales; Brassicaceae. The record is from the annotation of a GenBank genome assembly.